UGCAAAUGGCCAAAAUCGGGUGAGAAAUGGCUCCCGUGUGUUUUUCUAUCGCAAAUUUCGACGUUAAAUGAGUAUCGCAGCCGUCGAGAAACGUGCGCAAGUUCUACCGGAAGCGUCUGUGCAAAAGUGGCUGGUGUUUUUCGCCGUGAACGCGCGUGCAAAGUCGUGAAAAUUGCGUAUUUCAGUUUCCUUCCAAGUCGCUGCCUAAAAAAUUGGGAUUCGGACUCGGUCCUCCUCAGCCUUCGGUGUGCUCUUCUCUCUCUUCGGCGCCGCUCUCCCGACGACGACUCGACAUUCGUGAGCCCCUUCUUGCUGCCGGAGGAGACCUUCUGCUCUGUGUGUGUCCCCGGGGUGGUCACACCAACAGCCAGCCAGCCAGUCACAAACACACUCGCAGUCAGCCAGCCAGCCAGCCAGAGCUCGGAGUGUGUAGUAUCAAUUAGAUUGCUGCUGCCGCUGCUGUGUCAGGGAAAAAGUGGCGAUUCGCGUAUUUUUUUUUUCGCUCCUUCUGUGUUUGAGUUGCUUCUUGAUUUCACGACGACGGCGCUGGUGGCACUGUCUCUCUGAUGUGUCCCUAAAAUAGAAAUUUUAAUAUGUGAUUUUUAUUAGUAUUUGAGGCAAGGAAAAAAAAAGUGAGCGAGUGAGGAGGAAAAAAAAGGUGGAUUUCAAGCCGAGUACGAGCGGAGAAUCGCAGAGUGUGAGGGCACAAACUAUCGGCUCUGCUGCAAUAAGAACCCAAAAAAAAAAGUGGAGCCUUCGACGUCACACAUUUUCCGUUUUGUUGUUGCCUUUUUUUUCGGCGAGGUGUUCAUCAACUGCAACUAAAACCAUUACAUCGAGUUGGGCAAUAAGAACGGAACGGAAAGUACACAACCACACGCGAGGACCGCGGCGGCACACCGUGGGCUGAGACAGUGAGCGUGUGACGCAAGUGAACCCAGGCUCGGAACAAGGAAGAAGCCACAAGUACUCGACGAUCGUCGUCUUAUCGGAGAUCUUGCCAAAACAGUGCGGAAGAUUGUGGUGUGUGCGAAAUUGAAAAGUGUAAACACAAAACAAAGAGGAUUAGAAGUUGAACAGCGCUCAGUGGUUAUUUUCCUAUCAGAGCACACACACACACACGUCCGCGCACCUGUGUCCACAAGCAAACAAACAGGCACACACUAACACACUUGCUCGUGAACGUCGUCGUCGUUGCAUAAUUGAGUGAACACCGCGCGAGAGUGAAGCAAUCAAGAAGAGAGCGACAGAAGAAGAACAACAGAAAAGGUGCUCCCCCUGUAUCGUAUCGCACAUACACACGAUCAUCGCGCACUGAUAAAAGAGCCCCAACAACAACAUCAACAACGUCACCACAAUAACAAGUGGGGUGGUGUCGUCGUGAUCGUGAAUCGCAGGAAGUGCAACCGCUGAAAGUGGUGGUAGUGGGUGGUGCUCGGGAAAAAGUUCCGGAUUUGAGUCGAUGCGCACAUUACAACAACAACAACAACAAAUAAAGCAGAGAAGAACAAAAACACACCACGCACGCUGACACUCACAACUACAACACCGUUUGCCCGAAGAUUACACUCGAGCAAGUAGUAAAAGUGUUUAGAAUCUGAGAUCCUUGUAUUUUCAUUUCUCUACCAAGAAAUGCAAUAGUUUCGUACAGAACUACGAAGUAGCUACAACACAAAAUACAGCAAAUAACAAAAAAAUGCAAAGCUUCAUCUCUAGUAUCGAAAAUCAUACAAAGAAUUUAGACGUAUUAAUGAUCCUUAAUAUUAAGAAAUCCGAUAAAAAUAUCACCAGUACUGUUACUACUACUGCUAAAUUUACUACAACUACUAUUUCUACUGCUACAAAAAGUACUACAACUAUUACUCAAAACAACACGAACAAGUCUGAAUACGCUUUUAAGAAAUCACUUAAUAGUUUGCUAAGUUGUUUAAUCGGAGCGGAAAGCAGGCAACCGGAACCGGAACUGUCGAAGGAAGCGAAGGUGGCUCUCAGCGAGGCCUAUCAGCAGCUGCGGCGUGUACUGGACGAACCAGAGCAAAAACCACUGUUACUACAAUCGAUCAAUGAGUCUGAGCAACAAUCAGGGAUUGUAUCCGAUAUUUUACUAACCGUUAAAAGUAAUUCAACUAUUCGUAAACGUGCUGCGACAACAACGCCGAAUAUCGAUUGCAUUGCGUUUGUGGUGAUUGGUGUCCAAAAGCAGCAGAAGCAGGAACGUGACCGGCUCGCUGGACAAUACUAUGCACUGAGCGAGCUCGAACCGGAAACCGGAAAGACAGGUUGCUACAACGUUACGAAAGACGGGAAUUUGACACAUUUCAAUCAUCUGAUCAAAAUCACGAUGAAUGAUAAUGACACUGUGAAUAUGAUAUGUGAUUUAAUUGAAUACCUGAUAACAGUAAACACUAAUCAUAGUAUAAUAAUUGAUGCAUGUAGUAGCUUGAUCUGUAAUGACCAAAACCUAGAUACUAAGGACAACAACAAUGAUAAAGCCAUGGCAAAUGUUGCAACCGAUGCUAAUACUUCCGAACAAGCCAAACGAACCUCGAAACUAGUAACAACAACGUACGUUAAGUUUGAUGAUCUACUGCGCAUGUCCGAGUGGGAGAAGACUGUGCAGCGAAGUGGCGCCAAGCUGCCGCGAAUGAGACUGUGUGGUGGAGGAGAAGACUCGAUCAACAACGGAACCAGUGCUUGGGGAACGCCCGGUACUGGCAAUCCUGGCAACUCAUGGGGAGGCAUAAAUCCCCAGCAACCGCCAGCGUGGGGUGCUGGAGCUCCGGGCCAAGCCGGUCCAGGUGUACCGGGAACGUCUGCCGGUGGUAAACCACAACCACCUCCGGCUGCUGGAGGUCCAGGAACACCGGGUGUUGAGAAUGCUGAGGGAGGAAAUGCAUGGGCCGCCGGCAAUCCGGUCAAUCCGGCCAACAACUCAGGAGGUGCUGCGAAUCCAGCUGGGGCCGCAGGUGCCAGCGGCAGUGCAUCGAAUGCAAGCAACAGUGCCAAUCCAAACCAACCCCAGCAGCCAGCAGCCCAGCCUCAGGCUGAUGCUCCGGCAACCACACCGAAUCCAAAGCUUGAACGUCUGAAUACCAUGAUUGAAGCGUUGCACGCAUUGGAUGGUUGGGGCUCGGAGAAUGUAAACCAGGACACCCGGUGGGAUGUGCCAGCUUCGCCAGAGCCGGGAUCCAAGCCAGAUCCAAACAGUGCGGUCACUGGACCUACCGCUGGAAUUCCCAUGUGGAAGACCAACACCGGUACCGAAAUCUGGGAAGCGAAUCUACGCAAUGGCGGACAAAUGCCUCAGCAACAACCCGUUCAAAAGACUCCGUGGGGACCUACUACAAACCAUGGUGGAGUCUGGGGCGAGGACGACGACUCGGGUGACCAAGCCAACGUAUGGAACGGAGCCUCUGGUGGUAAUCCUGCUGCCGGAACACCACAAGGUGGCCCGUCACAACAACCUCCAUGGAAUGCCGGUGGUGCCGGUGGCGGCAUGUGGGGUCCAGGUGGAGUUGCUCCCGGUGCCAUCAAGAAGGAGAACGAUUGGGGUGGAAAUGCUGGUGGACCAGCUGCCAGCUGGGAUCAACGAAAUAUGCCAACUGGUGGAGCACCAGGUGCUGCCGGUGGAAUGGAACCUACCAACAUCGAUAUGCGAAACAUUCGUAUCAGUGGCGGAAUGGACGGCAAUCGUGAGAUUCGUGGUGAUCCUCGUGGCAUCUCCGGACGGUUGAAUGGAAAUGUGAAUCUUUGGGAACAGCACCAAAUGCCAGGAAUGGCCCCGAACAAAAUUCCACAAGUCACUACGCCUGUCACGCCAUCUGGUGCUGGUGGUCCGUGGCCAAACAAUCAACUUCCAGGCCAUAACAAGAUGCCAUCAGGUUGGGAAGAACCUUCGACUCAGGGUGUGCGUCGAAACGUUGACGACGGAACGGCCGUCUGGGGACAAAACACGCUCAGUCGCCAAAACUCGAACGUUUCCAACUGGAAGGAAGGUUCGGAGGGACCAUCACGCAACUCGGUUCAACGCAACUCGAUUGUCGGAGGAAAUCUUCCGGGUGGUCCGAUCAGUGCCCGACUUGGCAACUCUGGCCCCAUUAAACCGGACAACCUCUGGGGACAAAACAAUGUGGGAGGAGGUCGCGGAGCUGGUGGCGCUGGCUGGGGCGAUGACGCUGGUGGAAACAGUUGGGAGGAAAAGAACACUGGUUCACUCUGGAACGAAAAUCCGUCUGCCGGUGCCGGAUGGAACAAACAAGGCAAACAGAUGGGUGGCAAUAACUGGAACGACGUCAACGGAGGAGACAUGGGCUCUGAGUGGGGAAUGCCAGGCGGUGGCAUGAACAAACCACCGAGCAAGAUGAACCCGCUCGAGUACAUCCGCAGUAGCAAGCAGUUCCGUAUCUUGUGCGAAGGAGGCUUCAAAAAAGAGGACGUUGAGACGGCACUCCGCAUUUGCAAUAUGAAUCUCGAAGAGGCUAUCGAAAUGUUACAGCGGAAUGGUUCCGGAGGAGGGGACUGGCGCCGACCGGACGAUCACGGUCCUGGGUUUGGAAACCAGUUCGGUGGUGACCGGUUCUCUGCCGGUGGAAACUCAUCCUUGCCCUUCCCGGGACAGAACAAUCAGAACCCGCUGAGCGGUUUCGGUGGAGGUAAUCCAAAUCUUAAUUUCAACAAUAUGAAGUUCGGUGGAGGACAUGGUGGUGCCGGAGCCGGCGGAGCAGGUGGCGCUGGCGGUCCAAACGGUGCCGGUGCUGGACCGUUCGUACAGCCCUCGGCUCUUACUCAGAAUGCACAAUCUCAACCGUCGACGCAGCAGCUACGCAUGCUCGUCCAGCAGAUCCAAAUGGCCGUCCAGCAUGGUUAUUUGAACCACCAAAUCCUGAACCAACCGCUGGCCCCACAAACCCUGCUGUUGUUAAACCAACUGUUGAAUCAUAUCAAGCAAUUACAAGUUAUGCAAAGCAAUCUGAACCGCAGCGGUGGUGGCGGUGUAAGCGCCGUACAAAUAUCUCUUGCAAUCAACAAGCUCAAGUCGCAGAUCGGCAACCUGCAGAAUCAGAUCACCGCCCAGCAGACGAUCUACGUGAAGCAACAGCAGCAGCAGCAGCAACAGCAACAACAGCAGCAAAACAAUCCGAACGCGCUGGCCGGUGCGGGCGGUGGCGGCCAUCCGGGUAGCGACAUGUUCCGCACGCCGGCCGACCUGGCUGGCCUGCCGGGCAACUUUUCCGACAUGUCGCUGAAGGAUAACGGCAAUCCGUUCCCGUCGGCCGGCGGUACCAGUCAGCAGUCGCGGCUGAACCAGUGGAAGCUUCCGUCGACGCCGUCCGUCGAGAAGGAUUCGGACCUGACGGACUUUGCGCGCGCCCCGGGAACUACCUCGAAGCCGCCCGGUUCGGUCCUCGGUGGAAUUGACGACGGAACUUGGUCCAACGGCCGCUCGAUGGGCGAUGGUUGGCCGGAUUCGAAUGCUCAAGACAACAAAGACUGGGCCGCGAAUGCGGACGCGUUCAGCGAUCUGGUGCCGGAGUUUGAACCGGGUAAACCGUGGAAGGGUAAUUCUGCCACUCGCAUUGAAGAUGAUCCGACCAUUACGCCAGGAAGUGUUGCCCGUUCCCCACUCUCCAUCGCAGCUGCCAAAGAUUCGAAUUUAUUUGCCAAUAGCAAUAGUAACAGUAACAAUAACAAUACCAACAGCAAAUCCUCGCCGACUGAAUCGAUGACGUCCUCCACCUGGAGCUACAAUCCAAGCGGUAGUGGCCAUGGUGGCUUCGGAGGAGGCUCCAAACUGUCGAAGAACCCAUGGCCGGACAGUAUCGUUCCUCCGUCAGAUUUGUGGGACAAUUCGUUGGGCGUAAAGGGAGGCCGUGUGGCUCCUCCGGGGUUGAAGACCGCUGGAAAGUUGGACGCCAACGGGUGGAACGCUGGCCCAACCGGUCCUACCGGUGCUGGCGGUGGUGGUUGGAACAACAGCUCCGCAGCAUGGACGUCGACAUGGAUUCUGUUGAAGAAUCUUACCGCUCAGAUUGACGGUUCAACGUUACGCACACUGUGCAUGCAGCACGGCCCGCUGUUGGCGUUCCACGUGUACCUCCACCACGGAAUCGCACUGUGCAAGUACUCGUCCCGUGAUGAGGCCACCAAGGCCCAGCUGGCGCUGAAUAACUGCAUGCUCGGCAACACCACGAUCUGCGCCGAGAUUCCGACCGAGAGCGACGUUCAGAACAUCCUGCAGCAUCUUGGCCCACCGAGUGGCACCAACGGUGGCAUGGCCGGUGGCCAGUCUGGUGGUCAGAACUGGCGACUGGGAGCCGCCGCACAAGCGCCACCUGUACGCACUCCAGCCGUUGAUACCUGGGGAUCAGCUUGGCCCAGCAGUGGUGCGGGAUCGAACCUGUGGGCCCCACUCGACGGGCCAUCCGACCGAGCAACGCCAGCCAAUUUGAACUCAUUUUUACCCGAAAGCUUGCUCGGUACUGAACUGAAUUAAGCCGCACGAAAAGAUACAGCAAGCAACAGCAACAAACAAAAAACCGAUAGUUAAUUAAGUGAACAAAGUCUAUAGGAUAGAACGAUUUUGUUGGACAUCAGAGAACGAUGGUAGCUGAAGGCCUGGGUUUAUAAAAUGAAGUGUCUUUUCACAGUCAGCGGUUUCGUCUGGCGUAGUAUUUAGGUGUUGUGAAUGUUUUUAUCAUUUUUUUAAAUAUAACGAUAUACAAUUAAUAUAUAUUUGAGAAAACAGAAAAGUAAUGCGAAAAAACAACACAAAAAACGAACCUUAAAAUGCAAAAAAAAACCAACACACAAAACAUUUCAAGUCAAAGAAAAGUCUAGUUAUAUGUUUCACAUGUUAAGUUUUACUAUUGUAAACUAAUUUUCGCGUGUGCGUACGAGGUGUGUGUGAGAGAGAGAGGACUCGGACCCCUCUAAAAACAAAGAAAAAGCAUACAUACACAAGUCCUAUUAAGUUUAGGUUGCCGCUUUAGGGAGUAAUUGCUUUUCCGCUCGUCGUUUCAUUUCCGUGUAUCUCAUUUUGCGGCUCCAAAAAGGGCGGCCAAGUCACACAAUUCACGCAACACACAGACACACAAUUAUGUGCACACACUUUGCAGUAGGUGAAAGCAAUUUAUAAGCAAAUCAAUUGUGGUAUUAGAGUAUAUAUUUCGGACAACAAGUAAUUCUUUAAGGAGAAAGUAUAUUACAGCUGUUUUUCUUUUUGUUUGCGAUGGGCAAAGAAGAGAAGUGAGGAAAACAAAAAAAAAAAUACGUUGAAAAGACAACCCGUUUUGCCACUUUUGUAUGGCAAGCAGUGUUGCCACAGCAGCACAAAGCGCAAACGCUAAUUGUAAUUUUUAAUAACUGAUAGGACCUUAUUCGAUUUGUUCGAACCUGAAAACGCUUCUCAACGAACGCCAUUUACAAGAAAGCUUUGAAAAUUAAGAGUAUUGUUACAGUAAAAAAAAUCGCGAAAGCAAAAGUGCUAGAUAACUGCGCGCCAUCUCUUGAGCAGGAAGAAGAUUUACAAUGUUGCACUUGCAGACAAAGACACACACACACAAACACACAGUAAAGAUAAUAUUUAAGCUUAGGGCAAAACCUAAAGACAAGGCAAAAUCAUGAAAGCACAGCGUGCGAAUCAGCAAAGUGAACAUGUUUCCUCUUUUUAUUACUAUUUUUAUUAUUUUUUAAAGAAUUGUAGAAAAUUAUUGGUUGUGUACUAUUUAUUGUAUUACUUUUUAACUUCGUUUUAAGUAAAGCUAUCCGUAUCGAAGGAAAAAUCAAAUCAUGUCAAGUGGACCCUUUAUUUCUCGUGCUAAGCUAGCACACGGCACCUCAGUGAGAUACUUCCCCCAUCCAAAUUAAAAAAAGUCAAGGAUCGAACUCUACACUGAUAUUAGUAGAACAAGGAUCAAAGUGCAAACGCAUCCGUACUACAGGAUCUACAGCGCUCUCUGAUCGGAGAACGAGACGAGAGUGUGCUAGAUUUCCGUUUUUCUCUUUGUUAUUUGAUAAGUAUUGUUUGUACCGCGUCUUGUUACGAAGAAGCAGGUUAGUUUUGCUACACAACCAGUAACUGCCGCAGCACUUUUACCACCACCAAAACACGGCUAUGUCUGAUGCAGCAAUCGUAGUGUGAUUAGGGUCAUUCCCAGAGAUGUCAGAAGGGCACGUUCAACCUCUUUCUAAAACCUUCCAUUAUCAGAAACCAAACUAGAGAAUUUGGAAACGCUUCGUAUUUAUUUAUUGCAACUUAUAUUUUAAACCUACUUUCUACGCGAGUAUCCUGUGCCAAAACGAAGAAGAAUAAACAACAACAACAAAACUCUAUUUACAUAUCUCUCGUGUAAGAGCAAUUCGCCGGGGCUUCGCGCCAUCCUUUGCGUCUCUCCCACUCACAAUGUCGUUGUCGCGCCGCGAACUCCGAGCUUGCCAUAGCGUAAAUUUCAAUUCCCCCGAGAAGCAGCAUCAGCACACACACACUUUACAAGUGAAAGAAUGAUUACCCUUAAAAGUGUUAGCGUUAAUCUCAAACAAAUCCGAUUUUUUGUCGCUUGUGAAAAAAGCAACAGGAUACCGUCGAAGCUGUUGUUGUCUUUCUCUGUGUAUGGUAAUGCUUUAGUUGACCCUCUUUGUGAUACUAAUAAAGAAAAAGAACAUAUUUGCCUAUGUAUAUAAGCUAGGUUUCAAACCACACACACACACACACAUGCUCCAAAGGUUGAUUUGUUUUAGUUUUGUAUUCUAUCCGGACGGAGGAGAGCACGAACGAAGCAAGAAACCCCCGUCCCAACUCUCCCAUUUGUCUUUGUCCAAAAUAAGAAUAUCCUUAAAUCGCAAUCCAAUUCGCUUGUCCUAGGUUUAAGGCUCAGAUGUAACAUGUAAAAUAGGCCACCGGAGUAAACGCGUGUGUUUUGUUCUUUAACAAUUGCCUCCUUUAGCUUAGGUUGUGUACACACAUUAAUCUUCCAAGAAAAACAAAAAAAAAACACAUUCAUUUGUUGAUUCUGUUUAUUGCUCACAAUUAAGAAACAAAAAACUGUUAUUUUUUUUCCCUCUAACUAUUAGUAAGGUGCAACACUCUGAUAUAUACCAGUUCACGGAAGAAACAUAGCAUUAAGGAAUCACACACACACACAUAUAACUCUAAGUAAGGCAUCAUUAGACUGUAAGGACGGCCAAUUACGUGCUAAAAAAACCCGAGUGUAGAGAACGAUAAAAAUAAUUGUGUGUGUUGAAAAGCUGUGCAUUUGAAUGCGCAGAUUUCCCCUUACCCACCACCACCACCACUCCAGAAGACGUGUGCCGAUUGAUGUUACCUUUUUGUGCGUACUGUGUUCCGUUCCCGUGAAGGCUGGGAUUUGAAGAAAGCUGAUGGUUUGCAAUACUGCGAGGGUUGAUGGGUCUGUACUUUCAAUUUCAAUUUCAAUUCAAUUGGUGUUUAUUAGAAUUUAACAGUUCUGCUCCAGGAUGUUACAUUUGCAAUUCAGAGAUUUGGAGAACCUUUCAACUGAGAUCAAUUCAUAAGCCUUUACAGGGAGGGUACAUGUUUCUAUGUUUAGAUGUUGCUAGCUGCGUGCUCUUUUAGGGAAAAUAAAUUUUGAGAAAAAACCCUAGGGGUCUGUACUCUCUUGAACUAAGAUCACUUUCUUUCUGUUGAACUUUUUUUUUCCUUUCUGCACUGAAAUAUCAUUAAAUUGCCGAUUUAUGACGAUUGCCAAAGCUUCAAUUAAUAAAAACUAUCAUAAUCCAGCCAGAUCUUCAACAUUUUAGACUCGUUUGGAAGCUCUUUCGAUUACUUAUCCAACGAUAGCUCGGAUGGUCGAUCCGGAUAUAGUUCACUCGCAUACAGGCAGGGUUCCCAGAUCUUCGAAAUUUUAGACUCGUUUGGGAGGUCUUUCAAUUACCAAUCAAACGAUAUAUCACAUAGUAAUAUUUGAUACGAUUUCCGGCAAAAUUUGAAAACCCAUUUAGGCCGUUGCAAAUAUUUUUCAAAGUUUAUGUUUUUGGGGAAAAAAAAUCCGUCAAUACCUCGAUAUUUUCAAACCUAAUGAUUGGAAAGCAGCUGUACGCCUGGCAUUUUAAAACACUUUUUUCAUCCAAAUGUUAAAACCUAGGCUUGUAAUUUAAAUUUUUAUAUUUUUUUAUUUUUUUACGCCUUUAUUUAUGAAGUUUCAAUAAUUUGCGUUUAACAUGUAUCGCCAAUGAUAUUGACCAAAUAAUACCUGCAAGCAGGGUGGCCACCAGAUUUAGAUUUUCAAUUUCCCGGUUUUCUCCCGGGACCAGAAGGAAUUUUCCGGAAUGUUUUUAAACCAAAUUACAAUGUUCUUUAGGCUAACGUUAAUAUCAUCAUACUUUUUGAACGCAUUCAUUUGGUUCAAAGUUUGAAUUCCUCAUGAAAGCUUUCAAAUCUUGAGUAAAAAGUAAGUAAGUUGUAAACGAAGCCGUUUUGAUCUGUUAUCAAUCAAACCUCUAAUUUUCAAAUUAUUGGAUUUUUUCAUCAAAAGUAGUUUUUUUUAAAUAAGAUAAUUUAUUUAUAGAAUUUAUUAAUUUUGUAAAAUAGAUUUACAGAAAUACAUUGUUAUCAACAUUGAUGUAAAUGCGCGUUAAUUUUCUUUGAAUAAAGGUUUUGUGAAUUCAAAAAGAACAAAUCUUCCAAGAAUUAUCAAUUUCUGUGAUUUUUUUUUUUUUUUUGCUAAAAUUAUGUGAGUACUUUCUUUUUAACCAAAAAAGUUUUUUGCAUCAUUAGUCUCAACAAAAAUGUAUACACUUUGGCAGCAGCGCAGGAAAAGUGCCAUACAAAUGUAAAAAAAAUCGAUACCUUGAAACUUUCUUUUUAGAAUAAUUUUUAUUAAAAAAUAUUUUCUUUAAAAAAAAACAAAACACAUAAUGGUAAAAACAAUUAAAAAAUUAUCGUGAUUUUUUUAACAACACGUAAGGCGGGUACACAUUUUAUUUAAAGUUUUUGCUGGCCCGAAAAAUCAGGGGACAAAAAAUUAUUAUUUAUUUUUUUUAUAAAACAUCAAAAUUUUGAUGGGAAUUUAAGUGCAAUCAGCUCAAAUCAAUUUAAAAUGCAUUCCCUUGCGUCUAGAAUCAUUUUUAAGCAUGUUUCGGUUGAUUUAAUAAUCUUUUGAAUUUUUGAAAAUUUUCGAUCUUUAUGUUUUUUCGUUCUUUUUUUUGUUUUCGUCAAAUCUUACAUUUUUUGAAGACUAAUGAUUGCAGCCACGUAGCCCAGUGGUAACGCUUCCGCCUCGUAAGCGGUAGAUCGGGGUUCAAAUCCCGGCUCGGACCAACACAACUGGUGAUCUUUUUCCUUAACAUGUUAACAUUAAGUUGAGAAUGAAACUGCCACUGAAUCCGCUUUGUAAAUGCCGGCCCCGAUACUCUUCAAGGGUGUUCCCCUCAGGAACAGGGAAAGAUUUACUUACUUUUACUUAAUGAUUGCAAAACAACUGAACUAGCGUAAAAUGCAUUUUAAAACACUUUUUGCAUUCAAAUGUUGAGACUAUGGCUUGUUCUUUGAAUUUUUAUAUUUUUUCAGAUUUAAACAUACUACACAUACUUUUUUGAAGUUGUAGCUAUUUUCAAUUAAAAAAUAAUUCUAUUUUAUCUCUAAAAAUCAAAUGGUUGUGAAAAUUCUAUACAGCAUUCUUUUUUGAACAUUUUUGAACCAUUCUUUUGUUGUUGAGAUACAGGCCACAGAGAUAUUUACUGUAAUGUUGUUUUCGUACCAUGAUAUCUAAUUUUCCACUUACAAAAAAAAAUCUUAGUUUUAAUUUUAUGCAAAACUAAUAUUUUACCAAGGAUGGGGUAAAUAUCCGCCAUUACGGGGUUUGUCUCCCGGACCCCCUGAGACCGCUCGUAGUACCCCCAGGGGUACAUGUACCCCAGGUUGAGAACCGCUGGUAGAGCAAACAUUUUGCUUUAUUAAAAAAAACAAAUUCGCCUUGUAAAAAUAUCAUAGGAUACAACUGAAAAAAAAAAAAAAAUCCCUAGCCAAGAAGCAUGAGUCUAUCACACAAAUUCAAACACAGAUUUCGCGAAUUCUUCAUUUAGAAUUACAGGAAUAAUAUUCUUAUUGAGAAAAGAACAUAUUGAAUACAUUAAAGAGGCUUUUGUCAAAUUCUACCGAAACUUAAAAUAUUUUCCCGGUUUGUCGGUCGAAUUCCCGAGUUUUUCCCGGUUUUCUCCCGGUGGAUAAAAAUCCCGGUUUUUUCCCGGUUUUCCCGGUUUUUUCCCGAGGUGGCCACCCUGCCUGCAAGGUAUUAUUUGUUAUCUCGUUACUUAAACAAAAUGGCAAAACGUUACUUCAUGUUUGUUUUUCCAAUUGACAGAUUUUUGCAAAAAGUUUCUUGAACAUUUUUUCCAUUACCGGAAUAAUGUUUGGCCUUCCUGACCUCACUGAGAAAAGGCUAUAAAAUCACUCAAAAAUUGAACUUUUUAAAUAAGUCUCCAAGAUAUACCUUUAUAUAUUUAUAUAUGAUACAUAUCGGCUCAGAAUCAAAUUCUAAGUAAAUGUCUGUGUGUGUGGAUGGACGUAGAAUUUUUUUCUCACUCACUUUUCUCGUAACUAGCUCGACCAAUUUUGUUCGGAUUUGUGGUUUUGGAUUCGUCUCGAGGUUUUUUAAGUCUUUUUUGAAUAUCAUUCGGUUUGGUGCAGUACUUUAAAACUUAUGAUCAAAAGACUGUUUUGGUUGGUUCCCUGAUAUUUGUCAGAGCUCGAGAAUUAGUAAUCAUCAUCGACCCGAUCGUUGAAUGUUCACACAGAAAGCGCCGACGAUGACCAUCAUUUGGAUGCGUCCGACACGAAAGAAUACCAAAACACUUUUACAGCCGGGCGUCACGACUGCACGUGCUUUCUUUUUCUCUCUUUUCCUAUAUCUUGCGGGAAAGUGUGGUGACAGCAAUCAUUUGAAUGCAGUCAAGAGGAAGGCGAGACUUUGCGUUGCGCUCAUUCGCUCGGAUGUGUGUGAGCGAGAGCAAGGUAUCAAGGCGAGCGCAGUCAACUGUCACCUAAAAUGACUACUGAUCACAAACACAUUUUGAUUCGUAUUAUGAACAAAUUAUGACAUUUUCUGAAACCAGUGGUCGUCCACGACGGCAAAAUUUGUUCUCCUUCGACCCUCCCAGAUUUCAAAAUGCCAUCAGCUUAAAAAAAAACCAUCUACAAAUCGCGAUAUUCUCAAUUUGUACUUCGUGUAUACUAAUAAGAACUACUUCCUAGUCCGCGCCGCUGAGCUAGACGACGCUUCAUUUCUCACUCUCCGUCGCAAUUCUUGUCCGCAGGUUGUGAGUCAGUAUUCUUGUUGUUGCAAUUUUUAGUGUGUCGAUUUCAUUGUUUCCAAUCGGAGUACCCGGAUGCCAUUGUUUUUUUCCCGAGAGGAUUUAUAGGUGCACGCUAGUUGGUUAGACUAAACGACGACAAAUAUGGACGACACGAACGAAGAGAUGAGAUACACCACAGCUGUAGAGAGUUCCACCCAUUUGAUCUUCUUAAUAUUUAAAAACUAAUACAAAUAUAUGUAAACUACUGAGCAAAUAGACAAAAAUUACACACAAAACAAAAACAAAAGUGAAUGAUGCGUAACAAAUUUCCUUGAAGAGACUGAAACGCCAAAUUGAUCAUACCUUUAAAAAGUAAAAAAUAUCGUGGAAAUCGAAAGAGAUGAAAACAAAAUGACGCCUGUUAUUUAUUGUAACACAAAAUAACCGCAAAAGAUUGAGGAAAUCGGACUAAAACCUGUUUAUUAGAGAAUUUUUUGUUAAACUUUCGAGAUUGAUAAACGGAAAAGUGCGUUGGUGAUGCAUUCGAGAAAGAGAGAGAUAAACACAAUUUCAAAAACGUUCCGUAACAUUGUUCCGCCUAUUCCUGGGGAGGGAAGCGUGAAGGGCGUUUGCGUUUGUCUGUGUGUUGUUGAACGUGUGUGUGUGUGUGUGGAGCUUUGGCCAGAGGUCACGUGUUGCGCCGAAGGCUAUGAAAACUCUCACAAUAAUAUUAUAAUCAAGUGCAAUAAACAGAGGAAAGCGUAGGCAAGCAAGAAUGGACACCACUAACGGUGCAACCGGGCCGGGGUUUCCGGCUGUGCGUGCUCGACGAACCCAGGACAUUCGCCAAAAAAGUAAAAUUAAGCCCAAAUCGUGUGAUAUUUUUGAGAUAUUCCAUCGUCGUAAUAUAUAAAAAUCAAAAUUUGCCAUACUUAUUAUCAUAGCAAAAGGUUAGGGUGUAAAACUUGCUGGGUUCGUCGCUUGCACGCUGGAGACUUGGGCUAGAAGGUCACGCACACACAAACACGCGCACGCACACAAACAUGCACGCCUAACCACAGUUUGGAGGGAAGAAGUUACUCUAAAGACUCUGAAGAAUCUUUUACUUAACAGCGCUACUCAUGAUGUGUGUGAGAAACGUGACAAAACUAAAGGGGGAAACAAACCAGACUCGUUCACGAAUCAAACAAAACAAAACUGAAACCCAAAAGCUCAAACUGUACCCGUAGUCAUUCGAUGAAAAGAAGAAGAAAAAACUUGUUGCUAGUUACCAUUAUUAAUUCUUAAUUAGUUAAAUGAGAAGCGAAACUUAACAUCACUCGAAAUAAAGACUCAAUUAAAUCUAAACAAAAUGUGAAAUGAACAAACUAAACAUGAUGAAAAAUCAAUACGCAAACAACAGCAAAACAAAACAACGGAGACCUUGAUUAAUCUUAUUGCCACAUGACUUGAUAUACAAAAUACACACAAAAUAGACAACAAAAAAAUCAAGCACUGAAAACGUGCCCUCCUGUAGACAAAAAGAAAAUAAGAAGAGACACCCUGAUGGACUACCAACUAACAAGGGACGUAAAUCUCAUCCCCGCAAAAAUGAUCCUCGUUUUCUUACUGUUAAGGUUUUACUACUUUUAGUUUCCUAACGCUAUCAAACCAAUGAGAAUCAACGGUUGUUGCUAGUUUUAGACUAUUUAAAUGCCCGCAAGCACAAAAACACGUGCGCUGCUGCGUGUAAUGUACUAGAAAAACAAGGCGAAACUCUUUUCCAUUAACACACACAAAAAAAUAUGCUUCUUCAUUCCUUCUUAUGAAAAAUAAAAGCUACAAACUCACAUACAACACUGAAAAAAAAACACACACACAUCGACAGAGUUUUUUUCCUUGGCUUAAGUUUUUUAGAAAUGAAAAAAACAAAAAAAAUAACACUGUUGCGCAAACUGUUGCUGCUGUUGCUGUGAGACCAACCUAAAACACCGAAGUCAAUUGCUUGCUUUGAAGCAAACUAAAUGAGAAUCCAACCUGCCGCGCGAGUUCAAGAAUGGUGCAAAAAGAAAAAAACACGUCUUAACUGUUUUGAAAGUUUUUUUUUGUUGUUUUUGGGUAACACAGAGGCUAGCGACUUUUGGAAAUUAAACAAAAAUCACCCUCUCGAAGGGGAAAUUUAUGGUGCGCGGCUUAACCACACAUAAAUACAGAUACACACACACACAUGCAAGGAAUGUUAAAUUUACAUGCGAAGAAUAUUUUUACUAACAAAUAAUUAAAUCUAAUACGGUGAAGUGUUCAUUUAAGUAAUAAUACAAAAAGAAGUUACAAAAAACAACUGUAGUCUUAUUUUCUUAUUUUAAGUAACGUAAAAUAAUGAAUAAAAAAAAUCACAUUUAGAUUCACAAAACAAAAAGAGAAAAGAAAAAAACAAAAUAUAAUAAUAAAACAAGACUGAUUUAACGAUAACGGUUAAUGAAAAAACAUUAUAAUAAUUACAAUCACAUAUGAACAACAACAUAUACAUACGUAUCAUGAUUUCUACCUAUAUUGAUGUGUAACUGAUAAUAAACAACAACAUAAAAAAUCACAAAGAUUAAAUCUUUAGACCGCGGACACACCCUCUCACACUAGACACGAACUCUCACAUGUAAAAAAAAAGUAUAGUGCAAAGAGGGGCUUCCCAGCAAACAACAACAAAAAAUGCGCGCCGACGAGAUCUCGACCAUCAAACAAUCGAGUCCCGCACACGCUCUUGUAUUUCUUGGAACUAAAAAUUGAGAAAAAAAAUAAUUUUCCAAAUACUGUCCACUUUACCGCCAAACCAGUCAUCAACCACGCGAAUCAUAUCAGCUCACACUUCCGCAUGAAUUUUUGUUUUGUUUCGUUGAUAUUUUAAAAUUUUGCAAAAAAUAGUUUCUUGUAAUUUUCUGAAAAAUUAGUUGAUUUUCAAAAUACCUUUUACUACGAUACGAAUCUUCCAAUUUUCAUCCGAGUAAUCGCAAACAUGUUUUCGCAAAAAGCAAAGUGGCCAAGUCAACUGUGUUGCAUUCACCAACCAUCAAGGAAGGAUGCGUGAUGUUUCAAACGCUCCGAAUCAAUUGUGGCGAGGUUGAAAAUGACAACAAUUGUAUUGAAUUUGAAAUUUGAAAUAGCAAAAAUAUGCGAGGACGGCGCAAACCCCGCUCGAAUUUACUUGCAUUGAACCCAGAAAAUCUGUUCGUCCAAAUGUAAAAACUUUGACUUCCCAUGCCUCAUUAUCAGCCUCAAAAGUGAUGAAAAUGCAUAUUGGACAUUUUUGUGAACUAACUUGUUAUGUGUUGACAUAAUUUUGGGCUCUUUUAAAACUAUGUUUCAAAUGCUUUGAAAUGUGAAUGUUCUGUGACGUGGCAUGCCGCGAAAUUUCCAGGGUGGCCACUCAAGUCGGAAAAUCGGACAAAUCGGGAAUUUUUGUGAUUUUUUUUGUGCAAAAGUCUGAAAUCUCAAGCAUAGGAUUGGUUUAUUUUUUAUAGGGGGUAUUACACUAUAGUAAACAAACAAACAAAUUUGCAAUUUUUCGCGUUUGACAGUUUGCAAGCUGACGUGUCUGCAAACAAAUCAUGGCGAGCAAACUGAAAGAUGUUAAAAUGUGCGAGUUUGUUUGCCGUAGUCUAAUACCUUCUUAACUCUCGAAUAAUUUUGCCAUAUUUUGACAAUCUUCAAAUCAAUUUCAUUAGCCAAUAACCAUGGCAUGCAUUUGACCCGGAUUUUCAUGAUAUGUUUUAUGAAUCAAUAGAUUUUUUAUUGAUUAUUGACAUAGUUUAUAGAUUCCCUUUAACUUAUUUGUGAGGAUGGGUAAAUUACUAUUUAGAUAAAGCUUGAUUUUCAGUCAUUUGAAAACUGAAAUAUCGAAAACUGAAAAAUACUACUUCAUUGAAAAUUUGAAAAAACGAGUAUAAGCUACAAAAAAUUAAAUACAAGAAAUGUUGUUAUUAUUACUAUUAUUUUCAUACAUUUCGCAUAAAACAUUUCGGGAAAAAACAUGGAGUCUUAUCAAACUGGAUUUUUCACUGAUAAAAUAAGAUCAUUUAAAUUCCGACAACUUGAUUAAUCAACAUUGAAUAAAAAAAUUACAUCAAAAUUUAUUAAACUUAAAACGUAUCUUGGUUUAACAUUUUUUUAAUGUGAAUUCCGAGAUAUUUUGAACUUUUGAUUACUUUGAUCAUUUUGAAAGCGUUCUUCGAUGAACGAUGUUUUUUCUAUUAAUCAAAAUAAUCAGUGCUUCCAUCUUUAAAUUUUUUUUAAAUAAAUUUAUUAUAUUUAACCUAAAUGUUCAUAUUUUUACAAAAAAGUAUGAUUUUUUUUUUAAUUUAUUUUGAUUUUGUUCGACGGUUGGUAUUAGUUUUUGAUUUGAAUUCAUUCUUUUGAUAAGAAAAGAAAAUUUAAGAUUCUGAAAAUUAUCAGGUUUUUUUGAAAAUGGGAUUUGAGUGGUCACCCUGAAUAUAUUCCUUUUUUUUUGCCCUGAUAAUCACAAUUUUGUGAUCAUUUUGGAAUGUGACGCUUUGGCAUAAAAACAAAUCCUUUUUUGUCUGUUUUUUUUCUCAAAUUUUAUGGUAUGGAUCUGAACCAUAUGGUUCGAAAUACAUGAAAUGUCAACCAUUUCACGUGGGACAAGUAUGCUAUUAUGGGCACUAAAUUGAGACAAUACUUUUUAAAAGUUUGCCAAAAUACUCCCUUUUAAACCAAAUUUCACGGGAUUUUGGGAACAUUCUAAAAUAUGAAAAUUCGAAAAUUGAAAAUUCAUUUAAUAAAAUAAAACAUAACAAUAACAAAACGUUUAUUUAACAAAAAACUUUGAUUUCAAUAAUUGCAAGAAAACUUUGUCAUCUUAUUGUUUUAAUUAUUUCUUCAGUUAAAUACAAUCUUUAAUUACAGACAUUGAUGUUUAGAAAACAAUCAAUAACAUUUUCCUGAAGUUAACAAUAUUUAAAGGAAAAGUUGUUCUAAUUUUUUCAAACUUACUACUUUUCGUUUUUCGAUUUUUUUUCUAUAAAUUUGGCUGGACAAACAUUUGGAUACUCAUAUGAUUUCCAAACAUAAAUAUUUCUCACGUGGCAACGAAACUAGACCGCCUUUUAUCGAAAAAAACAAUAAGUUUCUCACCUGAUUAUUUGUACGACUUUUCUGCUUAAGCUAACAGCUAACACAAAACAAGCAAGUAACGAAUAUGAUACUAGACGCUACCAUUCGAACAUCAUCCAAACAAAUUCGGGUAAUUUUUAUACAUAAAAAAAAAGUAGCACACACCACUUUUCUUAUUUCCAUAGUGCAAAUGAAAGAAGAAGAAAAAACUCACACACACACAAACACAGGAAAUGGCCAAACUGUAACACAAUACACAUACGAAGAAGGUAAACUUUACAGAAAAUGUGGUUCACAUAUUUGAGCGAUAUAUUCUAGUCAGCGCAACUGUGUUAGAGAAAUGAGAUACAAAUUAGUAGUGGAGAGACAUGUCCCCAUGCUAAUCUUCAGAACUGAUUGAUCAAUUCCAAACAAAUAAUUAAAAAAAAAAAGAUAAAAAAAAACAACUUUACUAGCGAAGAUAACUGAAAAAAACCCUAUACAAAGUAACAAAAAAAUAAUGAAGCAGCGAAUGCAACAAGCAUACACUCCGGUGCUCGCGUUUGUGAUGUUGUGCGUUUAGGCUAUCGAUUUUCGGUUUUCAAGAAGCAGAAGGAGAGAUGCAUCUACCUGGUUAUUUAUGAAAGCAAUAACACAUACCCACACAUACACACACACACACACACUGUCUGUCGCACUCUUUACACCAGAAAAUGGCGGCUUUGAGGCCACCCCGCCAUUUGGGUUGUCGUUGCGCCACCCCCGCCGGCUUAAGUCCCCGGAACGGCCAGUUACGCACAACUCAACCCAACUUUUUUUUUUUUUAACAAAGUGAAAACACUCGUCCCGUACUAAUUUGUAGUGAAAGCAAAAAUGAAAACAGAAAAAUUGUUCCAUUGUGUUGAGGGAGAAAGAGAGAGAGAGAGAGAGAGAGAAAACGAACAACCAAUCCUUUUCCAAACAGGUGCUGUGUAGAAAAUAAUACCUAAUUAAGCGUACUUAGACCACUAACGCUACCACCUCUCUUAGGCUAACUCAUUAACGGAAAACAAAACAAAAAAAAACGAAUUAAAAAUACACAAAAGAAACACAUAAUAAUCAAGAAUAAUCUAAAAUGGUGCGACCGUAAUGGCAAAAAGAGAAGAAAAAACAAACUUAAUCAUAAGAAAAUAGAUUGUGAUAAAUUUAUAUCUUGAGGUCUUAUUACACAAACACACACACACACAACAAGAACAACAACCACAAUGUACACUUUUAUCACACUAUGAUUUACAUUGUGAUUUCUCCUUCCCUUCCAAAACAAAACGAAAUAAUAGCGAAUUUACACCGAUUCAGUUGUUCACCCAUUAGAACGGCUUCCCAGUAAAACUGUCUCAAUUUUUCUCUAGAUAUUGUUCGCAAAACCACCCGCCACUUACCAAUUACAUUAAAAAACAAACUUACACAAUUGUCCACACACAAACACUCGCAUGCGUUUCAAAAAAAAAAAAAAAAAAAAUACGCAUGUAAAAACAAAAGCAGUUAAGCAAAAGACCGAAUACAACUGAAAGCAAGACAAAAGAUAUGAAAGAAGCACUAUUCAUCAAAAAAACAAUAAUUGAAAAACUACCAAACGAAUGAGCAAACACAAAGUUAAGCUGUAAGUGGUUAAAUAUAACGUAUCUGUGUAAAAACGAAGAAGAAGAAAACAAGCAAAAACAAAACUCUUGGUACUGCGGGGUAAACUUUUACCGCCGUUUUGUUUUAGAUAAAACUCACAACAACAACAAACAAAAAAAAACGUGGACGUAAAAGACAAACCAUACACACAACACAAUCAAAUUGUAUUUUACCAAAACCCGAACACAAAUUCUAACGGAAAUUAAUGAGGAAAAAAACAACAACAAAGAAAUAAAAUUAAAAACAAAAUGGGCGCAAAAUGAUCAUUAAAGCAUACAAUAAAAUGAAAUCGUGAGAAAUGUUUUGCCUUUGAAAACACUAUUUAUAUGAACAAUAGCAUCUAAAUCAAUGUAGCCAAAAAGUAUGAGUAACAAAAAAAUACUAUAGUAAUUAAUGCGAUAUUGAAAAUAUCAAUAAAAUAUGAUUAAUUGAGCAAAUUGGUGUCCAUUAAUUGUCUACUUCUUCAAAGAAUACAAGAAUCAUUUGAAACUUUUAUAGAAUUUUAUAUUUACGAAACACAUGUGGUCAAAAAAAAGCAACAAAACAAAUCGUGAAAACAUGACGCGCGUGCUCUGGUGAACAAAAUCCGAAAUCUAAGCUGAAUGUGUGUGUAUAGGGUUACAAACAAACAAAAAAAAAACGAGCAACGUGGUCCCAACCGGGCUCACGAAAUCCCACCCACGGCGAUCGUAUCCCCCGCGCCGCUCCCUUCCGCGGCCACACACGCUAAAUGUGUUCUAGUUUAAAAUAGUAAAAAAAAGCAGCGGCGACUGGCGGGCUCCUCACCCAGCAAUUCUAUCUCUUCCAUACUUCCAGUUUUCGUACACGCGUUUGUUCCUUGUUCUUUGUGAGAGAGAGAAAGAAAAAUAGUUGUAACUUUCCUAAAAUUUCCCGGGCCGUCGCCGCCGCCGCCACUACUGUGUACAGCGAGCAAAACCAAAAACCCACCCCGUCGUCGUAGCGCGCGUGAGGGGAGCGAGCGGACUCGGAUCGGCGCGUUGGGGUGUUGCGGGACCGCGGCCGACCACUGUGGUCAAAUUCAAAACUUUACACAAUGUGAAAAUCAUCUUUGUAGAAAUAAGUUGGAAAAACAAGCAGAAGCAGAAAAAAAAAAGAAUUAAGGUCGAACAGAGCUGGUAGUCACAGUUUCGUUGUGUUUAGUCAAAUAUUGAAGUCUGUUGAAUGUGGGUGGGUCACACAUCCUAGAAGGAAAAAAGAAAGAUUAGCGAAAAUGGCAAAUGUGUACACAGGAACAGAAAAAUGGAAUGUACUUUGUGAUUAUUAUAAUAUUUUGACACAAAAUAAAGUAACAGUAAAAACACGCUAAUGUUAAGGUCAGAAAAAAGGAUGAUUUGUAGAUAUAGUUUCCAUUAAAAAGAAUAUUUUAGAACAAUAUUAGUCUGUAAUAAGGUAAGAAAGAAAAAAAAAAACAAAAAAAUGCCACACAAAAAAAUCUAUAAAAAGGAGGAAAAUCGCAAAAAAAGAAAUUGAAAACCACAAUUCAUGAUAAUAUUCUAGCCUUAUUUAAAAUUAAUGAAAGAAAAAAAAAUGAACUAUAUAUUACGACGCGAAGAAAAGCAAGAAAAUGAAACCUAUGAAAGUGAUUAAUAUUGAGCAUUGAUUUACGAACAUAUAUUAAUGAGUAAGAGUCAUUGAUUAUAUAACAUUUGAAGUGUAAAAAUGAAAAACCACAAAAAAAAUAAAUUAUCUAUUAUGUAUA
Messenger RNA from Culex pipiens pallens (northern house mosquito), 21727 nucleotides. Its product is annotated as protein Gawky-like. The coding region runs from base 1697 to 6493 and encodes 1598 amino acids. Gene Ontology annotation, biological process: miRNA-mediated gene silencing by inhibition of translation; positive regulation of nuclear-transcribed mRNA poly(A) tail shortening. NCBI's taxonomy places the organism in Eukaryota, Metazoa, Arthropoda, Insecta, Diptera, Culicidae. Gene Ontology annotation, molecular function: protein binding; RNA binding. The record is from RefSeq and is a predicted model, not a curated record. The transcript has 11 exons. Gene Ontology annotation, cellular component: P-body; nucleoplasm.